Mesorhabditis belari is the source of this 357-nucleotide messenger RNA. NCBI's taxonomy places the organism in Eukaryota, Metazoa, Nematoda, Chromadorea, Rhabditida, Rhabditidae. The record is from the annotation of a GenBank genome assembly.
AUGCGCUCAACAAGGGUCGCUCCUUUGAAGCGUACCUUUGAAGGUGAGGAUGCCCCGAUCUCUUCACGUACCCGUUCGCGCAGUCGAUCAAAGAAGCGCAAAAAUGCACCAAAGGAAAGCCCUCUCAAGCCCGCCAUUCAUGAUCAAGAUGUAGCCCUUAUAGAUAUAAAUGCAAACACACUGUUUGAGCUUGGUCUUAUUCACGGAGUUGAGCAGUAUAGCGUCGGUCAGAUGUCUACUGACUCGGAUGAUCUUUCUCUCGAUGGCUGGAUCCAUGGACACAACAAGCGCUUGAUGAUACCGGAACAGCCUUUCUGUUGCAAUCCAGGGAACUCAACAUUUUGGGGAUGGAUGCGA